AUGAAGACUGCUUUGAGCCUGAAAGUUAUCAUUGUCGGGGCAGGCAUUGGCGGUCUAACUUGCGCCAUUGCUUGCCGGCGAGAAGGUUUCGAGGUCGUGGUUCUCGAAAGAGCAAGCAGGAUCGUACUGAUGGGUGCUGGCAUGCAGAUACCGCCCAACGGCGUGAAAGUCGCGCGGCAGCUGGGCUUCCUGGACAAGCUACAACAGGUGGCGAACACGAUAGAGGCUGUAGAGCUCCGCCGAUACGACAAUGGCGAGCAGCUCUGCGAAGUCACCGAAGAGCAGUGUCGGAAGGAAUACGGCGAUCCGUGGAUGGCCGUCCACCGCGCCGAUUUCCACAACGCGUUGUGGCGGACGUGUCAAGAGCUGGGAGUGAGCCUCGACCUGAAUAUGGAAGUCGAGAGGAUCGACUUUGAGAACGGUACCGUGUACAUGGAGGACGGGGACGAGAUUUCCGGCGAUGUCAUCAUCGGCGCCGACGGCCCUCAGUCCGUCUGCCGCGCGCAGCUCCUCGAUACGCCUUCGCCGCUGAUUGACACGGGUGAUGUUGCCUAUCGGGCGGUGCUCCCACUCGAGUAUCUCAAGGCCCUGAACGACUCCCGGGUCGACAACCUCUGCGCCCAGAACAAAGUCAUCACAUGGCUGGGCCCGAAUCAACAUGCAGUCCUUUACUCGGUUCGAGGAGGGCAAGAAUACAACCUCAUACUGAUUCGGUCAGAUCAUGGUGAGCCCGGGGACCCGCACCAGGGUGGCGAUGCGGGGGAGAUGAGGGACUACUUCGCCGGGUGGGAUGAGAUACUGAACAAAAUCUUGUCUUUGGUACCGCGAGUCCAGAAGUGGAAGAUCUGUACACCACCAAAGGUUGACACAGCAAUUAGGGGCGGUUUUGCCAUCCUCGGUGAUGCUUUUCACUCGAAUCUUCCAUACCAAGCGCAAGGAGCAGCAAUGGCCAUGGAAGACGGCGCCUUCUUAGGCAAGAUCCUUGGCCUGGCCAGAGGAUAUGUGCUUAGUGGUCGUGGGGAUGCCUUGGAUGCGGAUUCUUCCGAGACACAGCUUCGAGACAAGCAUGAGGGAGAUGUCGAUUUGAAGAAACUCGUUCCCGCUGUGCUGGAGGGAUACGGGGCGGCGCGAGGCACGCGAGCAUCUGACGCUGUACGCGGCGAGGGUCGCACGGAGCCGGUCCGGAAAUGGUUUCAUCUGCCCGAUGGGCCCGAGCAAGAGGCAAGGGAUGCCGCGUUAUCGCAUACCGACGUGAGAGACAGGUCCGCAUGGCGUGAUGACUGUCUCUCCUUGCUCGGGUACGAUGUUGUUCAAGAAGCUGAAAAGGUCACUGCAGCGGUCUUGGAAGUACGAUAG
Messenger RNA from Colletotrichum destructivum, 1356 nucleotides. RefSeq names its product Putative FAD-binding domain, FAD/NAD(P)-binding domain superfamily. The record is from RefSeq and is a predicted model, not a curated record. Bases 1 to 1356 code for a protein of 451 amino acids. The transcript is spliced from 5 exons. Lineage: Eukaryota; Fungi; Ascomycota; Sordariomycetes; Glomerellales; Glomerellaceae. Gene Ontology annotation, molecular function: FAD binding; monooxygenase activity.